AGAAAAACUAUCUUCCUCUCUUCCGCCUUCGUGCCUUCAGGAAGCCUUCCAAGGGAUUAGGGUUCGUUUCUCCUUCCUCUUCAGAAACCCUAAUCCUAGACCAAGCCGAGGGUUUACGCGAUGGAGCCGGGUGGCGGCGGAGAACGGGGCGGGUUCCACCGCAACGAGGCCAUCUCCGCCGUCCAGGACGAGGAGCAGCUCUACGGGGAGGACGAGGACUACGAGGACCUCUACAACGACGUCAACGUCGGAGAGGGCUUCCUCCACGCCGCCCACCGGAGUGACGAGCCCGGGGGGUAUCCGAGGGAGGACGGGAGCAGGAGCAACCCCGCGCCGCCCCCUCCGCUGCUCCCGCCGUCGGGGGAUGCGCCGGAGAAGGUCCAGAUCCCCGGGAUCGCUGGCGACCCGAAGAUCGAGAGGCUGGUGGAUAGAUCUGGUGGCUUUCAAGAGCAAAGGUUCCGGGGAGGUGGACAAUCGGCGGUGGCGUUGCGCCUCCCGGCGCCGCCGCCUGGUGGAAUUAGGCCUGAGUUAGGGCAGUCUUCUGGUCGACCCGGCGAGAUCCAGGGGCAAUCGAGGAACUCUGGUUAUGGGAACGAGGGUUAUCAAAGACAAGGGGGUGGCUUUGGAGGUGAGGCGACGCAGGGAGGAGGCGGGCCAGCGGGAGGAGGGAGCGUUAACGGUGGAGGAGAAGGAGCUGGGGGGACUACUCUCUUCGUGGGAGAGCUUCACUGGUGGACGACGGACGCUGAUCUCGAGGCAGAGGCCAGCAAGUACGGGCAGCUGAAGGAGGUGAAGUUCUUCGAUGAGAAGGCGAGCGGGAAGUCGAAGGGGUUCUGCCAGGUCGAUUUCUAUGAUCCAGUGGCCGCUGCAGCGUGCAAGGAGGGAAUGAACGGGCACGUCUUCAAUGGCCGGCCCUGCGUCGUGGCGUUUGCAUCGCCGCAUACUGUUCGUCGGAUGGGAGAAGCUCAACUCAAGAAUCAGCAGAUGACAUCCCAAUCGUCAGCACCGCCUCAGAAGGGGAGAGGAGGGGGAGGGGCCCCGAUGGGUGGGAAUUAUGGGAGGGGCGGCGGCGGUAAUUGGGGGAGGGGUGGCAUGGGGAAUCGAGGGCCAAUGGGGAAUAUGAGGAACAGGAUGGGGCCUGUGGGUGGAAGAGGAAUCAUGGGAAACGGCGGGAUGGUUGCUCCACCUCCACCGAUGCUCCAUCCUGGUGCUAUGCUUGGUCAAGGUUUUGAUCCAACUGGUUACGGAGCAGCGGCUAUGGGGAGAAUGGGUGGUGCAUAUGGAGGCUUUCCUGCUGGGCCAGUGACAGCUCCAUUCCCGGGAUUGAUGCCUUCAUUUCCUCCAGUUGUGGCUCCUCAUGUGAACCCGGCCUUCUUCGGGAGAGGAGGGAUGGCCGCUAGUGGUGUUGGGAUGUGGCCGGAUCCCAGUAUGGGUGGAUGGGGAGGUGAAGAGCAGUCCAGUUACGGGGAUGAUGCUGCUUCAGACCAGCGGUAUGGAGAAGGAAGCCAUGGGAAGGAUCGGGGUCCUGAUCGGGAUUGGUCAGGGAUUUCAGAUAGAAGGCAUGACAAGGGGAAGGAUAUGGGUCCUGGGCAGGAAUGGUCGGAGAGGAGACAUCAUGAUGGAAGAGAAAUGGGUAGGGAGAGGGAGAGAGAAAGGGGGAGGGACAGGGACAGAGAAGGGGGAAUGGAGAGGGAAAGAGAGAGGGAGAGGGAAAGUAAUAGGUAUCGGGAUGACAGAGACGGUCAUGGAGAUCACUACAGGCACAGGGACCGUGAAUUGGAGCUGGAUGAUGACUGGGAUAGAGGACGAUCAUCGAGGCAAAGAAGCAAGUCACGAGAGGUGGAGCAUUCAAAGAGGCGGCAUUUAUCAUCUGAGUGAAAUGGUGUGUUAGCAAAUUCCUUAGCUAGGAAGGAGAUCAAUGAUUUGUGGGCAAGUAUGUCAGUCACUCUUAUUUAUGUUUUAGACUUUUAGUAAUUUCAUGCCCAUAGGACACGUGCAGAGGUUGCUUGCAGGGACCUGUUGUAGCUAUCAUUUUAGAUAUCUAGGCCAGCAGUUGGAAAUGGUUUGGCUACAGUAGCAGGUCCCUCUUUAUUGAAUGGAUGCUGGUCUUCUUCCGAGCUUACAAACUGAGUGAUGUGAAAUGAUGCAUGUAUUCUGCUCCAAAACCAAUUUAGUAACUGUCCUUUUGGUUUGAAACCUUUGGAAUGUAUUGAAGUGUUGUAGGAGAUUUCACUGCAUGUAAUGUAAGAUUUUAGUUAAAUGACAGGAAAAUGGUCUUGCUGAUUUGCACCUGUUAGUGCAAUAUCUGACCACGCACUUUCAGAAAGUGAUGGUGAGAUAGAUCUUUGGUCAGUGCUGGUGGAGCAAGAUGCUGUUCUUGAGGUUUCAGACUUUGUUUGUUUUUCUUUUUUAAUGAAUGAUGAUGAUGAAGGAAUUUGCUGAA
Messenger RNA from Phoenix dactylifera (date palm), 2443 nucleotides. RefSeq lists its product as uncharacterized. NCBI's taxonomy places the organism in Eukaryota, Viridiplantae, Streptophyta, Magnoliopsida, Arecales, Arecaceae. Gene Ontology annotation, molecular function: RNA binding. The record is from RefSeq and is a predicted model, not a curated record.